AUGUCCUCAAGUGAUGGAAGGUCCAGGAUUCAGGACAGAGGCUACAGUGAGGUUCCAAGGGACAUGCCUGGUCCAGAUGGUACCCUACAAACCCUCCAGUCCCUGCACAGCAGUGAGCUGGCUGUGAGCUCCGAUCCUCUGCCACCGCCUCCUCUCCCAUUACAGCCACCAUUUGGCCCGACCUUCUACUCAAGUGACACAGAGGAACCAGCCAUAGCACCAGACCUCAAGCCGGUAAGGCGCUUUGUCCCCGACUCCUGGAAAAACUUCUUCAGAGGGAAGAAAAAAGACCCAGAAUGGGAUAAGCCAGUGUCUAAUAUCAGAUACAUCUCGGAUGGUGUGGAGUGUUCACCUCCGGCCUCUCCUGCGAGACCAAAUCACCUCCCACCCAGCUCUUACAAAGAUCCUUCUGGAGGGUCAGAAGGCACUUUUAAUUCGCCGCAAGAGGCACAUGCCAUGUUUCCCCAGGGCUCUUAUGCAUCCCUAGACCGGCGCACACAGACCGCACUGACCUACAGCGAGAAGGUGGAGGAGUACAAUCUGCGGUAUGCCUACAUGAAGUCGUGGGCGGGCCUGCUGAGAAUUCUGGGUGUGGCUGAACUGCUUCUGGGGGCUGGCGUCUUCGCGUGUGUCACAGCUUACAUCCACAAGGACAACGAGUGGUACAACUUGUUUGGAUAUACACAGCCGUAUGGCACAGCAAGUCUUGGCAGCCUGGGCAGCACAUAUGGGGGAUAUUACUACAGUGGCCCCAAGACCCCUUUUAUACUCGUGGUGGCUGGUUUGGCUUGGAUCACCACUAUUAUUAUUCUGGUGCUUGGCAUGUCCAUGUAUUACCGAACCAUUCUUUUGGACUCUAAUUGGUGGCCCCUGACUGAGUUUGGAGUUAACGUUGCGUUGUUUAUCCUGUACAUGGCCGCAGCCAUUGUUUAUGUGAAUGAUACCAACCGAGGUGGACUCUGCUAUUAUCCAUUAUUCAAUACUCCGAUAAAUGCGGGCUUCUGCCGGGUAGAAGGAGGUCAGAUAGCAGCAAUGAUCUUCUUGUUUGUCACCAUGAUAGUUUAUCUCGUCAGUGCUCUGGUCUGCCUAAAACUGUGGAGGCAUGAGGCAGCUCGGAGGCAUAGGGAAUACAUGGAGCAGCAGGAGAUAAAGGAGCCAUCAUUGUCAUCAAAAAGGAGAAUGUGCGAAGUGGCCCCUAGUGACAGACAAAGAGACCAAGAAGUUAAUUUCAAAGAGUUGAGAACAACGAAAAUGACCCCUGAACUUCUGAGUGGACACAUCCCUCCGGGAUAUAUUCCCAAGCCCAUCGUGAUGCCUGACUACGUGGCAAAAUACCCUGUGAUUCGGACGGAUGACGAUCGAGAACGCUAUAAGGCUGUGUUCCAAGACCAGUUCUCAGAGUACAAAGAGCUGUCUGCGGAAGUGCAGGCCAUACUAAGAAAGUUCGAUGAGCUGGAUGCAGUGAUGAGCAGGCUUCCUCGACAUUCUGAAAACUUCCAGGAACAUGAGAGAAUUUCAAGAAUCCAUGAAGAGUUUAGGAAAAAAAAGAACGACCCCUCAUUUCUGGAAAAAAAGGAGCGUUGUGAUUACCUCAAGAACAAACUUUCUCACAUAAAGCAGAGAAUUCAAGAAUAUGAUAAAGUAAUGAAUUGGGAUACGCAAGGUUAUUCUUAGCCCAUCUGAAACUAACUAUUUAUUCCCUGCCUUUAUAUGCUGGCCUCAUGGGUGAGAAGCAGGUGCUUCCAGCUUAGCUUCUGCUUGGUUUAACAUCCAAGGUUAAACAGUAUGAUUUUACUUAAACAUUUCAAAACAAUUUCAAACUCAAUGAGAGCCCUUACUGAGACUGGAGAGACCAUGUAGUCACCUGAGUACAGUUUCACGUUUUUCUCACUCAAAUGUGUUGUCAUUUCGAUAUCCUGUCACUGGGGGUGACAAGCUCAUUAGCCCCAGUUCUCAUGUUGCUCUUUCCUUCAGUCGAGCUGCCUCCUUCAAUGUCUCUUCCUAAGAAAAAUUCUUAGGAGAUUCUUCCUAAGGAAGUCCCUCCCUUCAUGAGGACUGAAGCCAAGAUCAGUUGUCACACUUUGUGACCUUGGGCAAGCUGAUUAAACCUCUGCCUGUUUCUGUAAAAUGAAACUAAGAUGGUACCUACCUCAUAGGGCAGUUAUGAGGACUGCACGUGCUCAUAAUUCUCACACAUGCAGAACAGAGCCUGCCACUGUAUCAGCACUGCAUUCAGUUGGGGAGUGCUGUGGACGUUUUGCUGAAACUACACAGGAUGAGUCUCCAGAAACAGUCCUUAGUCAGCGCUUAACCUAAGGCCACCUGCCCCGUGGUUUUGUCGUUGUGCUUUUCACCGUUACCACAUGAAGCCUUAAGCAGCCCAGCCGUUCCGCUGUUGUUUGUGACCUGUUAUGGGCCCCCAUAUGUUUGUCAGGGUCACUCUGCAUAUAUCCCCAAGUCCCAUAGCCCACCCUGUCCUGUACACAUGUGAGUGACACCUUUCAGUUCCCUUGGAUUCCCUCCAUGACUCAUUUCAUCUUACCAAGAAGCAUCCAGGCUGGCAUUUUAUUCACGAGAAAUGUAUUACUGUUUUUUAAUAUGGAAAUAUAUAUUAUAUUUUUAAAGAAAUUGUUAGCAGGCAGGGGCUAUAGCUCAGUGGUUGAGGAUUUCCCUGGCAAGCUUGGAUGAUGCGCUGAUCCUUAGCAACAUUAAAAAAAAGAAAGAGAAAAAUUAAAAUGCUGGAGAUGUAGCCCGGUUGAUAGAGCACAUGCCCAGAAUGCAUGAGGAUUCAGUUCUAGCACUGCAUAAACCAUGCAUUGUGUCCAGGGCCUGGGAGGCAGGAAGAUCAGGAGCUCAAAGUCCCGCUUUGCUACAUAGUGAGUUCAAGGCCAGCCUGGACUACAUGACAUCCUGUCUUAAAAAAUAAAUAAAUAAAAAACUUAAAAUGGGGAAGAAAAAGCACUGCUUUGGGUUUUUUUCUAUUCAGCAGAGUCCAGCCAGUCACUUCCCUGGUGUAGAAUAAUGGCUUCUGUCUAAUGUAGCUCCCAUUCAGACAAUUAAUCAACUAAUGUCCGAAGGAGUUUACGAAGUGGAGGAGCCAAAGUAAUACACGGAGCAGGCAGAUGCCCAGAAAGUUCCAGUUCCGGCUGCUAAAUGACCUAGCUUGCCUUUGUUAGUGAAAUUAGCACCACUCCUGCAGAUCCAAGGCCAAUCCAACUUCUGUAGUGAGACCUUGUCUCACAACACAAAACAAAUAC
Messenger RNA from Cricetulus griseus (Chinese hamster), 3257 nucleotides. The record is from RefSeq and is a predicted model, not a curated record. Lineage: Eukaryota; Metazoa; Chordata; Mammalia; Rodentia; Cricetidae.